Paramisgurnus dabryanus is the source of this 1429-nucleotide messenger RNA. It is a transcript of the gene gmnc, whose product is annotated as geminin coiled-coil domain containing. Lineage: Eukaryota; Metazoa; Chordata; Actinopteri; Cypriniformes; Cobitidae. Gene Ontology annotation, biological process: negative regulation of DNA replication; negative regulation of cell cycle. Gene Ontology annotation, cellular component: nucleus. The record is from RefSeq and is a predicted model, not a curated record.
CAUUUUAAAAUAUAUUGACAAAUAUAAAAUUGCAUUGAUAUAGUUGCUCAAAAAGUGCAAAUGUCUCACUACAGAGCACCAUGCUGUCGUGCCAAGAUCUGAGCUUUGCAGGAGGGCAGCGCUACGACAGCUCGUACUCCACCUCGACGUUAGCUGACGGUGUUGACGUAUCCACAGCAACGCUCGUGUCCCUCUGGGACGCUGGUCCCCUGGACAACGGUGCCCGCCAGCACGAGCCGCCGCCGCGGGAUUCACCACAUGUGUCUGAGCAUAGACUGGGACAUCACACCUGGUCGGAUCAACUGUCACCGCAGCUUCAGCGAAACAAACAGCUCCAAGACACUCUGAUCCAAAGAGAGGAGGAGCUGGCGAGACUUCAAGAGGAGAAUAACAAACUCAAAGAGUUUUUGAACUCAUCAUAUGUGAAGUCUUUGGAGGAAAAUAGCAAGAAACUUCUUUCAAACUGCAAAGUUCAAGAUGGAAUGAGGCAACGGAAAAGAACACAAAAUGAUUUCGGAAACGUAAGCCAAUUGCUUCACAGCGGCGAGAUAAAGCGGACCUGUCGUAAUCUAUCCUUAGAGUUUUGCUCUGCGGAGGAGCUUGCGGCCACCCCACCUCUAGACUCUUGGAUACUGGAGACGCUAGGUCUGCAAGAUGAGAAUACUGUUGACCCAGAACAAAGUUUCAACAGCCAUAUAACCAACCACAGUCCCUCUUUUAGCUGUGCACUUCCCAAACAAGAUCAUUACAGUACGGCAACCAUAGGCAAUUGUGUCAGCCUCAGUCCCGAUGCCGAGGCACAUUGUGAUUACGGUAAAAUCUUAGACUCACCCAGCACCUGCAGUUUGGAUACCUCUAGUGGCUACAACACCUCACAGAGCCAAGUAUCAGAAUAUACGACCCUUGACCCCUCAGCUUUGUACACCAUCACGCCCACAGGUUCAUUGGUCGUCUCUUCGCCAGUGAUGACCAAUGCUCAACACUUCACCCCACCACGGGCAGCAUCCACUCCUUAUCCCCAUGAUGCGAGUCCUGGUACGUUUUACGACACACGUGGCUGUGAGUCCUCCAGUCCACCAGGGGGUGGCGACCAGAUUUUCUCGACACCACGUAUGUCCCGUAGCAGGACAGACUUAGCAUUCAGCAUGUCAUUGAGUCCACAAAGUAGUGUUAAGACUCACAGUUUUCCUCAAGGACAAGCAUUUACACGCAGAGAUGCGCAUGGAGGAUGGAAGUUCACCUGGGUUCCCAAACAGUGUUCGUAGGACCCCACUUACGUUGUGGGAGACAAGCAGGACUUAAUUUGUGAAAUAUACAGGUUAAUGAAGAUUAUUUCGAUAUCUUUGAUGCAUUUUAUUUUGUUGUUUAUAAAAUGUGUAUAUAGUGUUGCGUUAUGAUUGAAAUGCAUUGUCUUUGAUGUUAGAUACAG